This is a messenger RNA of Pestalotiopsis fici W106-1, 615 nucleotides long. RefSeq lists its product as uncharacterized. The record is from RefSeq and is a predicted model, not a curated record. The coding region runs from base 1 to 615 and encodes 204 amino acids. NCBI's taxonomy places the organism in Eukaryota, Fungi, Ascomycota, Sordariomycetes, Amphisphaeriales, Sporocadaceae. The transcript has a single exon.
AUGUAUUCGGUCGUCGAUGAAGCCCCUCGCAGAGAGCGGCAUCACAAGUACAAGAAGAGGCUCUACCUCGAGCCGCCUACCAACGGCAGCGUGACGACUCGUACGCGCAUCACGACGAUCGUUCCGCCCCCAAGACCUCCACCCGUCGUGAUCCGCCCAGAACUACCUAGGCCGAUCACUCCCCCGCCGGCGGAGCCUCCAGUCAUUGUGUGCCCGCCGCCGCCACCGCCUCCUCCGGAACCCAUCAUUAUCGCUCCUCGACCGCUGCCGGAGCCGAUCGUGGAGGAGGAGGACACCAUCGAGGUUAUUGCCGUGGACGUGGAUCCUUCGGUCAAGUCCCACAAGAGCCACAAGAGCCACCGCAGCCACAAAUCCUCCCGCAGCAGCCGGAGCCGAAGCCACAGCCACAGUCGCGAGCGAGAGCGCGAGGUUUAUAUUGAGCGCGAGAAGUUGGUGCCCGUCCGCGUGCCCGUGCCCUACCCUGUCCGGGUCGAACCCGACUACGAGACCUUUCGCUAUGUCGAUGCUCCUCGGCGGUUCGAGCCACGGCCACGCAGCCAUGAUCGCGAGAUCGUCAUCGAGGACCGUCACAGGAGACAGUAUUUGAGAGACUAA